Molecule: messenger RNA, 3500 nt
Organism: Synchiropus splendidus (mandarinfish)
Lineage: Eukaryota; Metazoa; Chordata; Actinopteri; Syngnathiformes; Callionymidae
Gene: lsm8
Product: LSM8 homolog, U6 small nuclear RNA associated
Exons: 4
Coding region: 138-428 (96 amino acids)
Biological process (GO): mRNA splicing, via spliceosome
Cellular component (GO): precatalytic spliceosome; U6 snRNP; U4/U6 x U5 tri-snRNP complex
Molecular function (GO): RNA binding
Source: RefSeq, a predicted model, not a curated record
CGACAGUCGAUUGCUUCUGUCUACGUUCAUCUCUGUCCGGCGUGUGUUUUGUUACCGUCGAGUUAUUCACAUUUGCUUGUUAAGUUCCUUUCAUUGAAACCAAUAGCUACCACUGGAGAAGAAGAAUUUGAGGAAACAUGUCCACCGCCUUGGAAAGCUACAUUAACCGAACUGUGGCCAUCGUCACAUCAGAUGGCAGGAUGAUUGUGGGAACUCUGAAGGGCUUUGAUCAGACCAUCAACCUGAUCCUGGAUGAAAGCCACGAGCGAGUGUUUAGCUCCAGUCAGGGGGUGGAGCAGGUGGUGCUCGGACUCUACAUCGUCAGGGGAGACAACGUCGCUGUCAUUGGAGAGAUUGAUGAGGAAACGGACUCCACACUAGAUUUAGGGAACAUCAGAGCCGAGCCACUCAAUUCUGUUGUCCACUGAUGUCUGCGACUACCCACCGCCGGAUGGUUAUUUCAAUGGCAAACGCAGCAGACAGCCACAUUUGUAAAUGUUUUUGUGCUAAUUCAGCUUGCACAGAACCACAUUCAUUUUGUUUGUAUUUUUAUAAAUAAAGUUCUUGUUCGUUGAGAAACUUUUUAAAUCUUUUUUUGUUUAUUUCUGAUAGUUAAUAAAGGUUUUUAAUGAUCUAAUUUGAAGACUCCUUUUCACUUAAAUGUUCUUUUUAAAUUUAAAUUCCAAACUUACCGUGCCGCUGUGCUACAAGUGAUUCAUGUGAAGUAUUCAUGUGUUGGUGUGGUAGGAGGUCAAGUUGUGAGUGACAUAUUUGCCCAUUGACCCAACAGAGGGCGUAGUUACAGUUCAGUAAAUCCUCGUUCAAGCAAGGAAAGCAACUUCCUCAGUACAGCCUCCGUACAAGUCCUAGUAAUGAUGCACUCAACAAACUUAAAACUGCAAACCUUGGUGGACUUAUUUAUUUGACCUGGUUAUACUUUUCUUACAAGUAUUGAUAAAGUGAUUCAUGGUUACAGGCAUUCAUUUGGGAAGCAGCAAUUCUUUCACCAAAGACUCUUGCUGAAAUCCCUGUGAUCCCACCACCGUGAGAGCGUUCUGCAAUCGAUUAAUCUGGUCUGGUGUUGGAUCUUCAUCAUAAUGCAGACGCAACCAGGGAGCACCUGAGGAUGCGAGAAUAAAAUGAGUGUCUCCCUGCAUGGCUUCUGAUGUAACCAAGUUGACGUUGUGAUAUUGUUGCUGAUGAUGCCCCAUGAAUGACUGGGCAACUACUCUAUUAGCUGAAGUGCAAAGGUAGACCUUGCGCUAUAGCAGAUAUUAACAACAAAUGUGAACUUGAAUGCAUGUUGAAGCCAGAUAUAUAAAGAAAACGGUAGUGGGAGGAUGUUAGGUAGUCAUGAGAUGAUGUACAAAUGUACUAAUAAUCUCUCCCAGUCUAUUCUACUAGGUAUGUAGUUAAAAAAAAACAUUGUGUGUGGUGUUCCAGUCUCUCACCUCUGGUGACCUCUUGACCCAAUGAUACCAGUAGCUCUGCCCCCACACUGUGAUUAAUAGCCUGCCCAGCACGUGAUCGACCGGCACCCAGUCUGUGAAGAACCUCAGCUAAAACCAUCCCAUCGAAGUCCACAACAAUCCCUGCCGGAAGGUAAAACAUGAAUAAUUAGAAGCACAAUAAAAUCUCCAUUUCUGAGUCACCGCUCACCGCUCUCGGUUGUUGUUAGUUCCUGCUGAUGCCUGGCUUUUCUGAAGAUGUUGUAAUAGUUGGUGUUGGCAGAGCAAAGCAACUGAGCUGUCUUAGUGGCCACACCUUGCGCCUCCAUCAUCUGCUGGAAUUUGGUCAGAGCUGUUCCAUUAGCAACUGCUUCAAGAAUCCGCCUCUCACCGUCGGAUUGGUCAGUGGCCACUUGGGUCAUCUUUAGCAACACGCCACCUGUAGAGGCAGCAGAAAUCUCAUCUCUCUCAUCUCUCAAGCUGGUCCACGAAGGGCCGGUGUCGAUCUUUUUCACCAAUCUGAAGACUUCGGUGCUGCUUCUUUAAGCUGACACCCGAUGGGUUAACUAAUGUCUGGUUGGAACUGCGGCCCUUUUAUGAAUCAGUGGCUUUGAAGUGACGGCAUGUGAUGCAUUUUUUUGUUCAACAAUCUGAAACACAAGCUGAUGAGCUUGAUCACAGACUCCUAAUCGGAUUCAACACUGUUAAGCAAACCAUGAUCGCUCAAUCGUGACUUUGAUCCAAAACAAUCCUCACGCUGUUUGCAAUAUAAGUUGGCCCCAACAUCCUUUUUGCUAUCAUUCUGUCAAUAUCUUAAUGUGUUUGCAUGACAACUGUACCGAGGCGCUUGACCAGCUGCAGCAAGUCCUCUGGUCCCCUCCCUUUGAGAGUCUCCAGAGAUUCGAUCACCUCCACGCUGUUUCCAACGCAUCGACCAAUAGUUGCGUCCAUCGUGGUGAGGGCCGCUGCGGUGCGUAUGCCGAGUGCGUUUCCUGUUGUCACCUGCAACAGAAUUUGGGCAGUUUGGUUGCUGGCAGAUAUUUUAAGUUGCAGAUGCCUCUGGGCGUAUGUUUACACAGAGCUCCAGCUCCAGAGGCUUGUUUGCUAUUCCAAGCAGAGAUCAGAAAUACUUAUCAUAACGGCACCCUGCAGAGGAAGUAGGACUGGCUCAUAUGAACCAAGUAUGAAAGUUGAUGUCAUUUAGGUCUGCAAAGGUGGUCUUUCUCGUCAGCAAAUCGUGAAAGAGUUGCAGAAUGCGUCUUAAUUCUAAGCCCAUUCACCAGCCGUAAAAGCCUGGGAUCAACUGUCAGAACUGCCUCCUUAUCCAUCAUUUCAAAACAAAAAUCACUUACCAACUUCUGUGCCAGUUCUCUGGCGCUGUCUAUGUCUUUGUAGAGAGCGGCUCGUCCAAACUUAACGUCCAGGACAAGCGCUGAGAGAGACUCCGCCCCUUUUUUGGAGAUAAUCGAUCCUAAAAAACAUGUCAAUUGCAAACAUUAGUCUUGAAACCAAAUUUGACAUAUAAAAACUGGUGCAUAUCUAUGAAAGGACAUGCAACUAUCCAUUUGUGGUGUCAGUACCCGCUAUGAGUGGCAAACUGUCCACAGUACUGGUGGCAUCCCUCAGGGCGUACAGAACUCUGUCUGCUGGAACCAGGGUCUCUGUCUGCCCGAUGAUGCAGCAGCCCACAGUACUGAGAAUGUCACGGACCUGUAGGAAGCACGUGUGCUUUAGCCUCUUGUCUUAGUCUUUCACUGCUGUGUUCAGGUUCUACCUGCUGAGCUGACUGCUGGAUGCUGUAUCCAGGUAUUGAUUCCAGUUUGUCCAGAGUUCCUCCAGUAUGUGCCAGGCCACGGCCACUGAUCAUGGGCACCUGCCAAGCACACGAUUGAUGUCAUCGCUUGGAGAUUGUCAGUGACGUUUGACUGAAGGGUUGGAUUGUUCCUCAUGGUUGAUGAUUUCAAGAAAGAAGGAUGCUGAGAGAUGUUUUGUCUACAGUUGCGAUGCGUGUACCUUACAGCCACAGGCGGCAAGUGCUGGCGCCAGCACCAA